AUGGAUCUUGGCUCUGGAACUGUCAAUUUUUACGGUUCUUGCCCGGGAGGCUUGAUGAAAAAAUUGCUCAGAGAAAACUUUGAGCAGGUGCAAAAGAUAAAAUCGCUGCAAACGACCUAUGCGAAGGAUGCGCUCUAUGGAUGCUUAUAUGGCUGUGGCGGGGACUUGAGCAUCGCCAAUAAUUUCAUCAGUGCUAUAGACUCACUCGAUAAGCUGUCCAUCAACAACUUCGAGAAAGAUGUGUCUAUGCUUUGGCCUGUGAUAUACCGCCAUGCACAGUCUUUGAAGAGCUUGUCGCUUCACUCGACACCUGAAUAUUACAACUUCAUUACCGUGACGCCAGCGAUAGCAAGAAGGAUCGUCGCUGGAUUUCCCCAUCUCACGCACCUGACUGUGGAUAUCAGCGCUCGGGAAGCUGAGAGGUUGUUUGAAGAGGCCACUGGUUCUUCCGACCGCGGCCAGCCGCAAGAAAGCACAGCGAUCGACGAAUUGGUGAAGAUGGAUCGUCUCAAGGAGAUACGGCUGGCCGUCAAUCUGGAUGACAAAGCGUCCGCUUUCGCAGGAGAAAAUAAAUAUGACGUGAUGGGUAGCAAGUCAUUUCCCAAUGUCAAUGUCGAAAACACUCUAGUCUUGGCUCGGGCCAUUUUCAACAAAUUUCGCGAAGUCAGCGCACAAUCUUCCCUUGAGAAGGUGGCGAUUCGAUUUUCUCGUCACUGCUUUUCCGACCGUUUCCAAUAUGACAUUGUAAUGACCACUAUAUCAGUGGUAAAGGACGGACCGGAUUUCAAGACGGAGGGAGACGGUAGAUGGGACUGGGAUCCCGAAAGGGUAUCAAUGGGACUUUGGAAUCAAAUUGUACAGGCCGACAGUGAGAUUACUAGGCGGGCUGACUGA
Clonostachys rhizophaga is the source of this 894-nucleotide messenger RNA. The record is from the annotation of a GenBank genome assembly. NCBI's taxonomy places the organism in Eukaryota, Fungi, Ascomycota, Sordariomycetes, Hypocreales, Bionectriaceae.